Fonsecaea monophora is the source of this 2556-nucleotide messenger RNA. RefSeq lists its product as hypothetical. The coding region runs from base 1 to 2556 and encodes 851 amino acids. Gene Ontology annotation, molecular function: CoA-ligase activity. Gene Ontology annotation, biological process: secondary metabolic process. The record is from RefSeq and is a predicted model, not a curated record. NCBI's taxonomy places the organism in Eukaryota, Fungi, Ascomycota, Eurotiomycetes, Chaetothyriales, Herpotrichiellaceae. The transcript is spliced from 5 exons.
AUGGUUGCCACUGUCUGCAUUCAGCCGAUUGAUUUACUCAAAGUGCGCCUGCAACUAGCAGGAGAGGGCGCCAGAAAAGGACCGAGACCUACAGCGUUGUCUAUAGCAAGGACGAUUGUCAGCCAAGGCAAGGUCACUGACCUCUAUCAAGGCCUCUCGGCGGGUUUACUGCGUCAAAUCGUGUACGGCACCGCUCGACUUGGUCUCUUUUUCACUUUCGAGGACAUGAUGCAGCAACGACUCCAGCGACAGGGAUUGCAGAUGGGUUUCGAACACCGAGCAUUGGCCGGACUGGCUGCUGGUGGGUUGGCCGCUCUUGUCGCGAACCCUACAGAGGUUGCGCUCGUACGAAUGCAGUCCGACGGCUUACAGCCGAAAGAGCUCAGGGCGAACUACCGCUCAGCUUUCGACACCUUGGCUCGCAUCUCUCGCAACGAGGGGAUGCUGGCUCUAUGGUCGGGCGCCUACCCAACCAUGAUAAGGGCCAUGGCGACCAACUUCGGCCAGCUGGCAUUUUUCUCCGAAUCCAAACACCAAUUGUCAACCCACACAACGCUUAGCCCACAGGUACAGACAAUUUGUGCUUCGGCAAUUGCCGGACUAUCAGCCGCCUUUUUCAGUCUGCCGUUCGACUUCCUGAAGACCCGACUGCAAAGGGCAAAUGCUGCGACUGGAACGCCCGUCUACAGAGGCAUGUGGCAUUGUGCCUUGAGUGUCGUGAGGAACGAAGGGUUCCUUCGAUUUUACCGUGGGUUCGGUGCAUACCUUUUCAGGAUUGCGCCCCAUUCCGACUUCGAAGUUGAGAGUUCGAUAAUCGACACCACCGACCAUCGUCCAUUCAUCUCUGCGAUGGCGACGCCUCCGGCCACUUAUCUGCCUGCAAAAGAUUAUGUGUUGCCAACGCUCGACCUUUUGACAUUACUAUUUGAAUCACCGUGGUGCUUGGGGGACGAUGCCACGGUGCUACAUGUCGAGGCCGCCCAUCCCAGCAACUCGGUCACCAAGGCGCAGACACGGACGUGGACGAAGCGAAUCGCGCACAUCCUGCGAUCUCAGUAUGGCAUAGGUGCUCGGGGACGAGGCAAAGACGUUGUCCUCUGUGUCUCGACCGGUCAGGUCCUCCUGCCGGCGCUAUUCUACGGGACGAUCGCCGCCGGGGGCAUCUACAGCUCAGCAAGCCCAAGUUAUAGUUCUAUCGAGCUCGCACGGCAGCUCAAGCACGGCAACGCCCAACUGGUCGUCACGAGCAGUGACUGUCUCGAAGUCACCGUCAAGGCUUGUUUAGAGGUUGGCAUAGGACGCGACAGAAUCCUGGUCUUGGAAAGCAAGGCGGGCGCAAGGACACUCCACGAUGCCACGGGCCAGGGUCCCAACUUGCUCGGAGGAAACGAGAACCCCAACCAGAUGCUGGAGUGGGAACGUAUAACCGAUGAGAAAGAACUGGAGGAAAGCAUCAUCUGCUUGCUCUACAGCAGCGGGACCACCGGCGUGCCAAAAGGCGUCAAGGUGUCGCACACCAACCUCGUCUCCGAGGGUCUUCUCUUGGGCCUCCCGAUCCGGGAGUACGCGAAGAGGAGGAAGCUGAAAGAUCCCUCGUUCAAUUUCGCCUACCGCACGCUCGCACAUCUACCGACUGCACAUGUGGCCGGGUGUUUGGGGUAUUUUAUCAACCCCAUCGUAUCCGGUGGCACGGUGUACUGGAUGCAGAGAUUCGACUUUGCCGGCUUUUUAGAGUACAACAGACAGUUCCGCACCACGGCUUUGUUCACGGUGCCACCGAUCUAUCUGAUGAUCGCCAAAAGUCCCGAAGUCACCGACCAUUUCAAGACGCUGUUGCACGCCGUAUCUGGUGCUGCGCCAAUGGGGGCCGAACUCUCGCGACAGGCGCAGCAAAAGCUCGGAUGCCAUCUCUCGCAAACCUGGGGUCUCUCGGAGUCGAUGGGUUCCGUCACAUCCAUGCCGUGGGACGAAGUCGACGACACUGGGAGUAUUUCGCCGUUGAUGUCGAACGUCAGGGUACGCAUAGUCGAUGACGACGAACAGGACGUGGAGGAAGGGCAACCGGGCGAAAUCAUCUUUCAAGGUCCCAUGGUCACUCGAGGUUACUGGCACAGUGAUCAAGAAACCAACGCUGCUUUCACGCGCGAUCUCCGGUGGUUCAAGACCGGCGAUAUUGGAGUGAGGAGCGACAAGAAGUUCUACGUCGUGGACCGCAAGAAGGAACUCAUCAAGUACAAGGGUCUUCAAGUGGCCCCCGCCGAGCUCGAAGCCUUGCUACUUUCUCACCCACUGAUUACCGAUGCCGCCGUCAUCGGCGUACCAGCACUGGAUGGGAGCGGCAAUGAGUUGCCUCGAGCCUUCGUGGUUGCCGAUGAGACGAGAAUCUCGGCCGCCCAGAUCGCCGAUCUGGUCAAGAACAAGUUGGCCAAGCACAAGCAGCUCAGAGGUGGUGUCGUCUUUGUGUCUAGCAUCCCCAAGAGUGCCAGCGGCAAGAUCCUGAGGCGGGAGCUGAGAGCGCAGGCAAAGAGUGACGGCACGGGAAGGACGAAGCUCUAG